UAUAAACAAGUGGGAAGCUGUGAGUCUGAGUAGUUCGAUUACAGUAGCAAACGACAAAGGACACUUACUUCUAGUGAGAAGCCCCAAUCAGCUAACGAAGAUGAACAGAAUACUUUUAAGCAUAUUUGCUGUUACUGCGUGUUUUGCCAUGGGCCACGCCCUCAAGUGCUACAAAUGUGAUAUUGGGUUUUGGAACCUGUGCAUAACCACAGAGGUCACAUGUAAUGCUGGGGAGUCGUGCUUCUCCGGUGUGGGAGAGGCAGCUGCUUUUGUGCAGGUCAAAAAGAAGGGCUGCUUGGAGAACGCUCAGUGCAACAAGACGACCCAAGUCAACUUCCCGUCUGACAGCAACACAACCAUCUAUGAGAUGAAAAGCACCUGUUGUGAGUCGGACCUGUGCAACGCCGCGCCCGGUCUGCCCCACAUUAGCAUCCUGCCCCUGGCCCUGGCCACCCUCAUCACGCUCAUCACCACCAAGGCCCUGGUGUGAGACGCCACACACACACACACACACACACGCACGCACACACUUACACACACAGAGACAUCACAGAUACACACAGCAACUCAAACAUGUACACUUGCCUUGAGCCAGAUCCACCUCCUUUCCACACACACAACCACACACACACACACACACACACACACACACACACACACAUACACACACAUACACACACACACACACACACACACACACACAUACACACACACGGUUAUACACACAGAACCUUUUAACAGCUCAAAUGAUAUGGCGCUCAUACAUGACCUCACACACAUAACAUUGUGAAGAACACAUUCACACACACAAACACACACACACACACACAUUGAUUGAGAGAGGAAUGCAUAGAAGUGUUUCUCCGUCACAAUCAUAGCGCGAUGUCUUAUAUAAAUAGCCUUAAAUGCUUUCGAUGACUGUCUGCAGAUGUAUAGAACCUCCUAAUACUUAAUAGUUAAUUAAUUAGCACUCAUUGGUUUUGUGGAUGUUACAGUAAUAUUUCCCUCUACUGCUUCUGUUGGUUUUACCCACUGGAAGGGCUUUAGUAAAAAGCAGACAAGUAUUUGGGCCUGUAGGUUUUGUCUCAGAUAUCAAUGUUAGUUGGCAUUUGUUUUGUCUCCUGUCAAAUGAGCAUGCCUAAAAAAGGCUAUGUCCUUCACAUUGGAACUCAAACAUUUACUGAGAUCACAUGAAGCCAGUUUACUGAUCAUUAUGAAAGAUACAUGUAUAGAUGUUUUGAUCUUGCACCACAAGGAUUUGUGAUGGUCCUCCAUUUAGUCCAAAUGUUCUGAUAACCAAAAUAUCUGCUCAUAUAAGCAAAUGCGACAUGAAUGUUUUAGCCACCUUAAGGCUAUAUCUUAAGCAUCUCCUCAUAACUUGAUUUUAUUCAGCCAUCUUGAUGUCCUUAACGGUUUGUCUCUAAACACUCCUGUUUUCGUUGACUUUAUUUAGAUUCAUAUUUUGAAAUGUAAAUAUUUGAGUGAGGACUUAAAAUUGUUUCAAUUGAAAGCAUUUCAAAUGCAGCAUUUGUAUAAAUGCUAUUAAGCCCUUGUGUCCACUAAAAUGUCAAAGUCCUUAUACCAACAAUAAUACAUUACACCUCUAGUGCCAACCAUGUAUAUAACGUACCUAAAUUCAAUAGGACUUCAAUAGGAAUGUACAUUUCAAUGUAUAUCAAUCAGCUUCUCAAUCUGAAUGCAUUUCAUGUAUGUGCACUGAAUGGUCUUUUCUUUUCUAUUGGCUAUGGUUUUUAUAUUCCAGACAAAAGACGUAUGAUAUUUCAUAUUACCAUGUCGCGCCAUGUCAAAUGUUAUAGAUUGUUAACAAUGUUUACAAAAGCAUGAUAGGAAUCCUAGAUUUCCUAUGCUUUUGAAAUUGCCAUUUAAGAAAUUGUCAUAUAAAUAAAAAAUUCUGUUGUGCUGGAACGUGUCCUAUAUAAAUGUUUUUGCCUUACGUUGCCUUUCCAUUGAAUUGAACUUGAAAGAAUUAUAUAAUACAUCACAGGAGUGUUGGUCAUAUAUGAUUUAGAGAGCAUUAGUUGUGACUAAGCACCAGCUCAAACAAUGAGUCCCUUUUCAACAACCCCAAUACAGCUGGUCAGUCUCACAGUCUUAGGGUAGAGACAAACCUGGACUCUUUCAUUUGUUCACUGGAGUUUGCUGUUCUUUUCAGGGGCACUUUGUAAUGAUUGAUUGAAUUGGGGAAGUGAGUUGCUGAGCUUUAGUUGAUGUCGGCUAUGUCUUAACAGCUUGACUGAUGUAAGUACAACUCACCAUGUUUUACCCUUUAUUAUGUUUUAAUUUGUAUUUGUUGAUCAUUGACAACUUUUUAAUUAUUGACAUAAGUUUGGGUAUGUGAUCGUAGGAUGUGUUUUUACAAGGUGUCUCAAACUGAAUAAAGUUAUAAAGACAA
This is a messenger RNA of Sardina pilchardus (European sardine), 2413 nucleotides long. RefSeq names its product sperm acrosome associated 4 like (gene spaca4l). Gene Ontology annotation, biological process: sperm-egg recognition. Gene Ontology annotation, cellular component: membrane. The record is from RefSeq and is a predicted model, not a curated record. The transcript has 3 exons. Gene Ontology annotation, molecular function: transmembrane receptor protein serine/threonine kinase activity. Bases 101 to 490 code for a protein of 129 amino acids. Lineage: Eukaryota; Metazoa; Chordata; Actinopteri; Clupeiformes; Clupeidae.